AUGGCGGAGGCGAGGAUCGGUUGCAUAGCCAUUAUUAAGUGGAUAUGGACUCAAGUGAAGCGUCGGUUCAGUUACAUGGUCGAAAAUUCCCAGGAUAAUCAAGUAUUGGUGGACAUGGAUGCUUCUGCAUCUCUUCCUUCUUCAUCAUCACCUGUUGAAUGGAAGUAUGAUGUUUUUUUGAGUUUCAGGGGUUCUGACACUCGCAAGGGGAUCACAGUCGACAUAUACGAUGGACUCAAUCGGGGAGGCAUUAAAGCAUUCAUGGAUGAUCCAGAUCUUGUAGUCGGAGAUUCCAUUUCUCCCACUCUCAUAGCAGCAAUUAAAGGGUCAAGGUAUGCAAUUGUUGUUCUCUCCCAAAAUUACGCUUCUUCUGCUUGGUGUUUGGAGGAACUUAGAGAGAUUUGUCUGUCCAUGGAAGACAACAGAAUUUUGCCACUUUUUUAUCAUGUUGAUCCUACUGAUGUUCGAUAUCAGAAGAAGGGAAGUUUCAAAGAAGCUUUCUAUAAGCAUGAAACCUCUGGGCAGCACAGAAUGGAAAAGGUGAAGGAGUGGAAAGCUGCCUUGAACAAAGUAGCCAAUAUCUCUGGGUGGAAUACAACUGAUCAUAAAACUGAGAGAGCACUUACCGAAGCCAUUGUGAAACUUCUCAGCAGUAAAAUUGUACCUGAUGCAAUUGAGUCCACUAGAGAUUUCCAAGCAUUUGAAGCAACAAGAAUAGCCAUGGAUGAGGUUAUGAAGGCCCUUAAAGAUGACGAGGUCACUGCUGUUGGUGUCUACGGCAUGGGAGGUGUGGGCAAGACAACCUUGGUGGAACAUGUUGGCGCACAUGCCCGGAAAAGUGGAAUUUUUGAUCAUGUGAUUAUGGGUGUCCUAUCCCAAACGCCUGACUUGGCAAAAAUUCAAGGCACAUUGUCAGAACUAUUGAGCUUCAAAUUUGAGGAGGAUACAGAAAUUGGAAGAGCAGCUAGAUUGAGUAAGGAGAUAAGGAGAAGACAAAGGAUUCUUAUAAUCCUGGACGACAUUUGGGAGAGAACAGAAUUAUCAAGAAUAGGAAUUCCAAGCUACAAGGAACUUCAAAAUUGCAAUUCCAAAAUCCUACUCACCACAAGGAUAAGGAAUGUUUGUCAUGCCAUGGAGUGCCAAAGAAAGAUCAUCCUCAACGUUCUCUCAGAACAAGAUUCUUGGGUCUUGUUUGUGAGAAAAGCAAGAAGGUAUUUUGAAUCCCCCACUUUCGAGGGUGUGGCAAAGAAGGUAGCCGGAGAAUGUAGGGGCUUACCGAUUGCAUUGAUAACAGUUGCAAGGGCACUCGGAGACAAAGACUUGGUGGAUUGGAGGAGAGCAGCUCAGCGACUAGAGAAGUCGCAAACUGCCAACCCUGAUGAUAAGGGAGAAGCAUCUAAAUGUAUAAAAUUAAGCUAUGAUUACUUGGAAGAUGAGGACUACAGGUCAUACUUCUUGCUCUGUUGCUUAUUCCCAGAAGACUAUGACAUCCCUAUAGAAGACUUGUUCAGGUAUGGGAUCAGGACAAGAUUGUUUCGAGAUGCCGAAACACUCAUGGAGGCAAGAGAGCAAGCUGAUUCCGUUAUCAAGCAUCUUAAAUAUUCUUGCUUGCUUUUGGAUAGUGAAGAAGAUAGAUGUGUAAGGAUGCAUGAUGUUGUCCGGGAUGCAGCCAUUCAAAUUGUGCAAUCUGAAGAUGAGUUUUUUGUGAAAGCCGGCUGUGGUUUAGAGGAUUUGCCACGUAAAUUACAUAAAGGCUACCUUGCAAUCUCACUAAUGAGGAAUUAUAUUAGCAAGCUUCCCAAAAAUCUGGUAUGUCCAAAACUCCAGAUCUUGUUACUAAACCGUAAUUUCUCUUUAGAAAACAUACCAGAAACAUUCUUCCAAUGUCCAAAUGAAUUAAGGGUAUUAGAUCUUAGCUUGACUAGCCUUUCAUUACUGCCCAAAUCAUUCGGUGUCCUAACCAACCUCACAGCUUUGUAUUUAGAUGAUUGUACCCAUCUAAGAAUUGACACUUCCAUACUGGGAAAACUUAAAAAGCUUGAGAUUCUGAGUAUGAGAAAUUCACGUCUGUAUGAGUUGUCGGUAGAAAUAGGAGGUUUGACCAAUCUGAGGAUGUUGGAUAUUACUGGUGAACAUAUUUCUAGAAUUCCUUCCAAACUGAUAUCAAAGUUGCAUGAUUUAGAAGAACUGUAUAUGCAAGGAUUUUGGGAGUGGGAACGCUUGUGGCCUUACAGACGAGGGGAAGUCAAUGAUACCUUUACUAAUGCUAGCUUUGACGAGGUAACUAGCUUGUCAAAAUUAAGAGUUUUGAAGGUUACUAUCAUGGGUGAUGAAUAUAUCCCUAAAUAUGUUGAGUUGAAAAUGAAUUUGGUUGAGUUUGAUAUAUGUAUUGGUGGUUCAUAUGAGCCUGGUUUAUACGAGCCAUACAAGACGAAGUUAUAUGAUCGACAUCGUCAUAUCUCAAUACUCUUGUUUGUCAUGAUCAGUCACUUACCGGAGUGGUUUCGUGACGAGAUAAUAGAGAAUGCGGAGACGCUUUACCACUCUUGGUGCCAAAGGUUAAUCGACAUAUUUGUGGAAUCUGAGAAUGGGAGGUUACAGAGACUGAAGCAUCUGCAUAUAGUGGGUUCCUACGAUCAAGACAUCACGGAGGUGGAUCCUGCAAUAACAUGGGUUCCAAAAAAGCCUGUGUUCGAGAAUUUGGAAGAGUUGUAUCUGGCUGAACUGGAUUGUGCAGAGUUGUGUGCCGUUCAAUUUCUACCACCUGGAUCUCUAUUCAAGUUAAAGGUAUUGAAAGUAAAAGAUUGUUACAACUGGUGGAAUAUGAUUUUACCAUCAACAUUGUUACAUAGACUACCAAAUUUGGAAAAAUUAAUUGUUCAUCGGACGGACGGGAGUGAAUUUAUGUUUGGGUAUGAAGCCUUGCUUGUGUUGCGACAAUUAAAGUUGAAAAAGAUAAAAUUGUAUGAUCUAGCAACAGUAAGCAUAUGUGAGGGACCUGCUCCUCCUGCGAUGCUCCAGAAUCUUCGAAGUUUGUCCAUUCAUCGUUGCAAGCAGUUGCGGGGAAGUCUCUUCACCUCUGAUGUUGCUCAGUGUCUUUCUCAGUUGAAUUCCUUAGAAUUAGAGAGAUGCCCCUUGUUGGAAAGGAUAGUUGAAGCAAGCAACAAGAAGACCGUCCUUCCAGAAUUGAAGCGAUUACUUUUGGUGGAACUUCCAUUGUUGUACUAUGAAAGUGCUACUUUUGAUAUCGUGUGUCCUGAAUUGGAAGAGUUCUUUGUGAGUAGCUGCCCCAAGUUUUCAGCCUCUUCAUCUGACUUCCACAGCAGGAAACAAGUCCAAUUCAGCUGGUGGUAAGAGGACUAAUUGCAAUCAAUAAAACACAAAGAGACCUUCCGUGGCCCAGAAGAAUAUCCCGCAUUUGAUUGUGAAAUUGUAUAACUCUAAGCAUGAAACCUCUGGCCGACAUAAACCAGAGACGGUGGAGGAAUGGAGAGCUGCUUUACAAGGAGUGGCCAAUAUAUCUG
This is a messenger RNA of Fragaria vesca subsp. vesca, 3524 nucleotides long. RefSeq names its product disease resistance protein At4g27190-like. Bases 1 to 3354 code for a protein of 1117 amino acids. Gene Ontology annotation, molecular function: ADP binding; protein binding. The record is from RefSeq and is a predicted model, not a curated record. The transcript is spliced from 3 exons. Lineage: Eukaryota; Viridiplantae; Streptophyta; Magnoliopsida; Rosales; Rosaceae. Gene Ontology annotation, biological process: signal transduction.